AUGGCUGUGAUGAUCCAAGUUCAAACAAUUAUUGAUCUGGACAAGAAUAACGGAAGGAAGAAGCUGCGGCUUCUAAACGUCUCCCAGAAGAACAUCAUCACAGUCUCGGACGAAGAUCUAGACAAGAUUCUGAAAUCCAAAGUCACUGUGACCAUGUGCAUCGUCCCGCUGGUUUUUCCAAACAUGUCUGUUCUGACUUUGAUGUCUACUGGGAAGACUCAUCCAGUCAAAUUGUUAUCCAAGUACGAUUGUCUCAUGAUUGUGAUAAGUGUCACAACCACUUGGGAGGCCAGUGUCUUCUUGAUGCCAACGACAAGUUUUACUGCAAAUAUGAAAGUUACAGAGCCUACUUGGGUCCUCUUCUCUUACGCCGAACUUGAGAAAGCCACAAAUAACUUUGAUCAUUCAAGAGAACUUGGAACUAGAGGUUUUGACAUUGUUUGCCAUGAGCAGUUCAUAAAUGAAGUCAAGAUUCUGACUCACCUAUGCCAUCGCAACCCUGUGUCUCUUUAUGGUUGUUCUUCAUGUCACUGUCACGAACUUCUUCUUGUCUACGAAUACAUUCCAAAUGGCACUGUUUACUGUCAUCUUCAUGGUGUGCUAGCCAAUCGUGGUCUCCUGCCAUGGCUUAUAAGAAUCAAAAUAGCCAUAGAAACUGCCACUGCUUUGGCUUACCUUCAUGCUUCAGACAUUAUCCAUUGUGAUGUCAAAACCAACAACAUCCUCCUAGAAAAUAACUUUUGUGUUAAGGUUGUAGAUUUUGGUCUUUCAAGGUUGUUUCCCAAUGCUGUCACGCAUGUUUCCACUGCUUCACAAGGGAAACCCAGGUUAUAUAUUAUGUGGGAUAAAGGUGAGAUAAACUUGGCAAAUAUUGUGGGGAAGAAGAUUCAAGAGGGUGCAUUUGGGGAGCUAGUUCAUCCUUUGCUAAGAUUUGAGUCAGAUAGCGAGGUUAGGAGGAUGAUACUUACAGUGGCAGAGUUGGCUUUUCAGUGUUUACAGAGGGACAAAGACUUGAAACCUUCUAUGGAUGAGGUUUUGAACUUUUUAAAGAGAAUUGAGAGAGGAAAUGAGAAGAUUGAUCACGUAGAUGACGUAGAUAUUCAUGACGCUAUUGGGAUUCCACACAGUAGUUAUGCUGCACAUUCUUCAUCACCAUACCAUCUUGCCAGAUUGUGA
Molecule: messenger RNA, 1176 nt
Organism: Neltuma alba
Lineage: Eukaryota; Viridiplantae; Streptophyta; Magnoliopsida; Fabales; Fabaceae
Product: LEAF RUST 10 DISEASE-RESISTANCE LOCUS RECEPTOR-LIKE PROTEIN KINASE-like 1.2
Exons: 6
Coding region: 1-1176 (391 amino acids)
Biological process (GO): protein phosphorylation
Molecular function (GO): ATP binding; protein kinase activity
Source: RefSeq, a predicted model, not a curated record